This is a messenger RNA of Cuculus canorus (common cuckoo), 2979 nucleotides long. It is a transcript of the gene FAM162B, whose product is annotated as family with sequence similarity 162 member B. The coding region runs from base 49 to 465 and encodes 138 amino acids. The record is from RefSeq and is a predicted model, not a curated record. NCBI's taxonomy places the organism in Eukaryota, Metazoa, Chordata, Aves, Cuculiformes, Cuculidae. The transcript is spliced from 4 exons.
CCGGGGCCGGCGCGGAGGCUCUGUCCCGGCUGCAGAGGGUCCCUGGCCAUGCUGCGCCUGGGGCGGCUGCUGCCCGCGGCCCCGCGCCCCCCGCCCGCGCCCCGCCGAGCCGCCGGGGAGCCUCGCAGCCCGGGCACCCCCCGCGCUGAGCAGGCUCACAAGGUGGUUGCAAGUUACAAACCUUCGAACUUUGACAAAAAAAUCCUCCUCUGGACUGGACGUUUCAAGACAGAAGAAGAGAUUCCUCCAAGGAUCCCGCCAGAGAUGUUGGACAAGGCAAGAAACAAAGCUCGAGUUAAAGCUUGUUACAUCAUGAUCGGACUCUCUAUUGUUGCCUGUUUUGCAGUGAUUGCCUCAGCUAAAAAGGCUGCUGCACGCCAUGAGUCCUUAACAAGCUGGAACUUCGCAAAGAAAGCCAAGUGGCGGGAAGAGGCUGCACUUGCAGCAGAGUCAAAGACAAAGUAACUUUAUACAAAGUACCAAACCUCCUUGUAAGAACGAAAUUAACUGCUGCUGAGAGUGAAUAGUGAAUUUCAUCAAUACAUGUAACACUCUAGCAUUGCAGAGACUGGAGCCAAUAAGGGUAGUUACAGGAUCAUAAAAAGAAAGGGAGGGUUUCUUUUAUUAUGGAGAUACUCCAUGUGCUUGUUGCAAAUUAUUAAAAUUAGAAUAGUUGGAAAUUAUUAAAAGCAGUAGUUAAUUUCAAAGGAGAUGAGGCAGUUUCCCAAGAAUGUCAGAUAUCGGGGGAGCCAAGUUUCUACUAUCUGUCUUAAAAACUUUCUUUCAAGCUUAUCUUGAGCUGUUACACACGUAACAUGUUCCGUACAGAAAAACUGCGUUUCUCAAUAAAAGGUGAAACGCAGCCAUAACUGAGCAGUAGUGAAGUAAAGGCACAAAAAGCCUGCAAAACCAAGGAAAUUUAUGCAAUUAACUUCUGCAAUUCUAAAUAAAGAACAAACUAUCAUCAGCCAGAAUAUUACAAACCGUAUACAGUGAGAGGAUAAGGUGUGAAGUAAGGGGAGGGGAAAUAGCCUGAUAAUUCCACAAAUUCUCAGGUCCUUAUUAAUUCCAUAGGAAUUCCCAAAUAAGUGGUCAGUUCUGCCAGCAGACACGGGACUGUGAUUAUCCUACAAGUAUAUGUUUAAUACCAAGAUUUUUUUUGUAGGGUGACAGUGCCCAGUUUUAUGAUGCACAAAUCAGCCGGUUUGAAUUCAUUUGCCUCAAUGCUGUAUGCAAAACAGAAUUUGUGUUUUGUAGUUUAAGAAGCCACACUUACUGAAACACUAAAUAAAUACAAUCAACAUCUGUAAAAUAGGUUUUAUUGGUUUCUGUAUGGUAUUUGGAGGUUUAACAUUCCAUAAUAUUGCAUACUACUCGUGUUCUGUUACAGUAACGGGCCUUUGGCCUGGAUUUAGAGAUGCACUAUUACUACCUGAAGUUAGUAUAGGUAUUUUAGUUUCCACACAUUAUAUGAAGAUAUUGUGCCAUAAGUAACUGAAAUUUCUUAUUCAAGAUUUCAUUGAACUCUUGAGGUCACAGUUGAACUUCACAUAUCAAUUGGCAGACCUGUUACAAAAUUCAUCAGUUGUAAAAUUUAAUAAAUUCAAGACCUAACCAUGAAGGAAGGACAAUAAUGCAUCUUUUCUUCUUUUUUUUUUUUUUUUUAACACAGACCCGACAAUAAAUAUUUUCCAGUUGCAAACUUGUUCUACAGCUAACUUAUUUCUGUGCCAACAUUAUUAGUAUUUUCUGAUUGCUGCUAGCAAAAGUGUUUAAAGCAAGUACUAGAAAAUCAAAAAGCUGUAUGAACCAGUCCUCAGACAAAAGUGCAACAAUGAAAAAAUUAGAUAUGAUUCAGUGUAUCAAGAAUAGGGAACUAAAACAAAAAUAUCUUAUGCUUUGCAUAGUUGCAUAGAUCAGCUAGUUAGUAUUCACAUUUAAGCACACCAAAUUGUACCCUUUUAAUUAAAACAAAACCCACAAAACUCCAAACCCUGUGUUUUUAAACAGGUUUUGUAACUUAUGGGACAUUUCAGAUUCCAUAUAAAAUGCCAAACUUAGAUAUUUUCUUCUCUACAGAGUUGUUGGUUUUUUUUUGUUUUCAUUCUCUCUCGACACUGGUUUCAUCUAUUUAGGCAACAUCACCAUAUUAAUGCCCUUACCUGCAAGUGACUACACCAGAGCUGACCUUAAGUCAUCAUCUCUGGUUUUAUAUUCUUCAUUUAUGUGUUUUUAACAAAGUGUGAUGUAAACCCAGUGAUAAAAGAGGAGAGGCCAUCCUGUAUGUUCAUCCUUUAAAGAAGAAUUUUCAUUAUUAUUUUUUAAGUUUUAGGGUAAACCAAAUGUUGAGUUUAAACAAUGUUUUUCAUUAGCGAAAGUCUAUCAAUUUUAGUUCCCUUUUAAACUGUUACAUUUAAAUGUAUCAGAGGCAUGAAAUAGUUUAUCUAAAUGUGUAAAGUGCAGUCACUAACCAUUUAUACAGAAUAAUAUAUCCACAAAACUCAAGACAUUCUUUCAAAACAAAUAUAAUACUUUAAAUGUCCCCUCUUUUAAUUUUCAAGUGUUUUAAUCAAGAUAUUUAUAGUUCAGAUUUGGUUUAAAUUAGAGAGGCUUAUAAAUGCAGUUUUUACAGGGUUCUCCAAAUAAAAAACAGGCACAGCUGGUUAUGUAAUGUUAUCAAAAGAAGGUUGUUAGAAACAAUGGAAUACCCUGUUACCUGAAUAAUUUUUUUUACAUUAGAAGAACAACGAUAUUCAGCAUUUACUAGUAAUCCUGGUAGGUUUCCAUGACAGUUACCCUGUACUUUGAACAGAUGGGGGGGAAAGGAGGUCAGUAUAUGAAAACCUAAAACUAUGAGAGUAAAAAGGGCACAAAUACAAUCAUCUAAAAUUGUAAGAAAAUUUGGCAGCUGUACUCAGUAUUAUCACACUAUUCAAAAUUGUUGUAUGCUGUACAAAUCUAGGUUUAAAGUGUCAUUUG